AUGUAUGAUAUUGACCUUCCAGCUCCUCACGACAGCACAACCGCGACUACAACAACAACGACAUGCGCCAUGUCUGACGCCGACUUUGAGACGAUCAGGAAGCUGCAGGCCGAGCGGAAUGCCGCUUCUGCUGGUAAGAAGGGGUCAAAGACAUUUGAUCCGUCGAGUCAGCGAACUGAUGUAUCCACCAAGGCUUCCCUGACCGAAAGCUUCGAUACGACACUCUACGAGCGCGAUGGCGGUGAUAAGUUCGCGGGAUAUAAUACUUCCAUCGCUGUAGCAGAUGGCGAUGAUGACGAAAUGGAAGAGGAUACCAGCAGGCGGCUGGUUGGCCAAUAUACAGCUUCCAAGGAGCAGAUGAACGAAUUUGCUCACGGCAAUGGGGUUGAGGAAGAGGAUAUCCUUCUGGGCAGGGAGAAAAGUGCGCGGAUUGCGGACCGCGAAACUGAUUACCAGAAACGUCGGCUAGACCGUGUUUUAACGCCCACCAGAGCCGAUCCAUUUGCUGCGAACAGGCAGGCUGGAGCUACGGAAGAUGGCGAGAGCUACCGGGAAGUUAUGGGCCGAAGAGAACUGGAGAGGGAAGAGGAGAGGGUUAGAAGGGCGAUAGAGGAGAAGGCGGCCAACGGUGAGGUCGUUCAUCACAAAGCCACCUUGGCUAAAGAGGGCAGCCGCUCUCCGAGCGAUAAGGAGAAUAAGGACGCGGGAGCUACAGAAGUCGUAACCGCAGGCCGCAAACGAAAACAGCGAUGGGAUAUGGGUUCCACCUCUAUAGACGCGACGACUACCCAACCUGCGGAGACUAAAACCAAACGUUCGAGGUGGGAUCAGACACCUGCUCCGGGCGCCGCCGCCGUGGAUGAGACCCCCCGACGGCGGUCCAGAUGGGACCAAGCUCCUGCUGCUACGCCGAUAGGUAACCAAGGUCUUGUUACGCCAAUGCAUCCGUCACAGAUGGGUGGCCCGGUGAUGCCCACCGCCUUCGGAACGGAUAUUUCGAUGAGAAACGCCCCUUUAUCAGAUGAAGAGCUCGAUUUGAUGUUACCCACAGAAGGCUACAAAAUUCUAGAUCCCCCCCCUGGAUAUGCUCCUAUACGAACUGUCGCCCAAAAGCUCAUGGCGACUCCUGCUCCUGCCGGAGGCGCUUCUGGGUUCGGCGGUUUUAUGAUGCAAGAUCCGGAAAGCGGAAGGGCUCUGGGUAAACAACUCCCAACGGAAAUUCCAGGAGUGGGUGAUCUGCAGUUCUUCAAAGCGGAGGAUAUGGCAUAUUUCGGGAAGCUGACGGACGGAAGCGACGAGAAUACCAUGAGUGUGGAGGAACUUAAAGAGCGGAAGAUUAUGAGACUGCUACUGAAAGUGAAGAAUGGCACACCUCCAAUGCGAAAAACUGCCCUCCGUCAACUCACAGAUAAUGCACGUCAAUUUGGUGCCGGCCCUCUCUUCAAUCAAAUACUUCCGCUACUUAUGGAAAAGACCUUAGAAGAUCAGGAGCGGCAUCUGCUGGUCAAGGUCAUCGACCGGGUUCUUUACAAGCUUGAUGAUCUUGUUAGACCCUACGUCCACAAAAUUCUGGUUGUUAUUGAACCGCUGUUGAUCGAUCAGGAUUACUAUGCGCGGGUCGAAGGUCGUGAGAUUAUCUCCAAUCUUAGUAAAGCUGCUGGUCUGGCGCACAUGAUCAGCACCAUGCGACCAGAUAUUGAUCAUGUCGACGAGUACGUUCGUAAUACCACUGCAAGAGCCUUUGCUGUUGUUGCCUCGGCCCUAGGUAUACCAGCGUUGCUUCCAUUCUUGCGAGCGGUUUGCAGGAGCAAGAAAUCGUGGCAGGCAAGGCAUACAGGUGUGAAGAUCGUUCAACAAAUCCCAAUAUUGAUGGGUUGUGCGGUGCUACCACAUCUUAAAGGUCUAGUGGAUUGUAUUGGUGGCAAUCUGAACGACGACCAAACCAAAGUUCGAACUGUGACGAGCUUGGCAAUUGCGGCUUUAGCUGAGGCAGCCAACCCCUAUGGUAUCGAAAGUUUCGAUGAUAUCUUGAAUCCGCUCUGGACCGGUGCUCGCAAGCAACGCGGAAAGGGUCUCGCAGGAUUCCUGAAGGCUGUCGGCUACAUUAUCCCGUUAAUGGACGAGGAAUAUGCCAACUACUACACGAGUCAAAUUAUGGAGAUUCUACUGCGAGAAUUUUCAUCUCCAGAUGAGGAGAUGAAGAAAGUUGUGCUAAAGGUAGUCUCACAAUGUGCCGGGACCGACGGCGUAACAGCAGGAUAUCUGAAGGAGCAUGUUCUGGACGAGUUCUUCAAGAGUUUCUGGGUACGGCGCAUGGCUUUGGACAAGCGAAAUUACAGGCAGGUUGUAGAAACUACGGUUGAUCUGGGUCAAAAGGUUGGCGUUGGGGAAAUUGUUGAACGGAUAGUUAAUAACCUCAAGGACGAGAGCGAAGCAUAUCGGAAAAUGACAGUGGAAACUGUCGAGAAAGUCAUUGCGAGUCUGGGCGCCGCGGAUAUCAGCGAACGAUUGGAAGAACGGUUGAUUGACGGGAUAUUACACUCCUUUCAGGAACAAAGCGUUGAGGAUAUUGUUAUGCUCAACGGCUUUGGCACUGUUGUCAAUGCACUUGGGACCCGGUGCAAGCCGUACCUUCCCCAGAUUGUUAGCACAAUUCUCUGGCGGUUGAAUAACAAGUCUGCUACGGUUCGACAACAAGCGGCAGACUUGAUCUCUCGCAUUGCAAUGGUUAUGAAGCAGUGCGGCGAAGAUGCGUUGAUGGGCAAACUUGGUAUUGUUCUUUACGAAUAUCUUGGAGAAGAGUAUCCCGAAGUUCUCGGCUCAAUCCUUGGUGCUCUACGUUCUAUCGUUACUGUCGUGGGUAUUAGCCAGAUGCAACCGCCCAUCAAGGAUCUACUCCCCAGACUGACACCAAUUUUACGCAAUCGGCACGAGAAGGUGCAAGAAAACACCAUCGACUUGGUCGGUCGUAUUGCGGAUCGAGGUCCCGAAAGUGUCAAUGCCAGGGAGUGGAUGAGAAUCUGCUUCGAACUUUUGGACAUGUUGAAGGCACACAAGAAAGGUAUCCGAAGAGCAGCCAACAACACAUUUGGCUUCAUCGCCAAAGCCAUCGGACCUCAGGAUGUCUUGGCAACUCUCCUUAACAAUCUUCGGGUCCAAGAACGUCAGUCGCGCGUGUGUACCGCCGUUGCCAUUGGAAUCGUCGCCGAAACCUGCGCGCCUUUUACCGUCCUUCCUGCACUUAUGAAUGAGUACCGAGUCCCUGAGCUGAACGUUCAGAAUGGUGUCCUCAAGUCGCUCUCCUUCCUCUUUGAAUACAUUGGCGAGAUGGCUAAAGACUAUGUCUAUGCUGUAACGCCAUUGCUCGAAGACGCUUUGAUCGAUAGGGAUCAAGUGCAUCGACAGACCGCGGCUUCCGUCGUUAAACAUGUGGCCCUCGGCGUCGUUGGCCUUGGGUGUGAAGAUGCCAUGCUUCAUCUUCUCAAUCUGCUUUAUCCUAAUCUUUUUGAAACCAGCCCCCACGUCAUCGACCGAAUAAUCGAAGCCAUUGACGCUAUUCGUAUGGCUAUCGGACCGGGUCUCACCAUGAACUAUGUGUGGGCAGGCCUCUUCCAUCCAGCACGGAAAGUUCGACAACCUUAUUGGCGCCUGUACAACGAUUGCUAUGUCCAAUCUGCCGAUGCGAUUGUACCUUACUAUCCUAAUCUGGAUGACGAGAAGAUGGAUCGACCUGAACUGGGGAUUAUUAUUUAA
Messenger RNA from Venustampulla echinocandica, 3753 nucleotides. Its product is annotated as ARM repeat-containing protein. Bases 1 to 3753 code for a protein of 1250 amino acids. Gene Ontology annotation, cellular component: catalytic step 2 spliceosome; U2-type prespliceosome; U2 snRNP. Lineage: Eukaryota; Fungi; Ascomycota; Leotiomycetes; Helotiales; Pleuroascaceae. The record is from RefSeq and is a predicted model, not a curated record. Gene Ontology annotation, molecular function: mRNA binding. The transcript has 2 exons. Gene Ontology annotation, biological process: spliceosomal complex assembly.